Moneuplotes crassus is the source of this 2773-nucleotide messenger RNA. The record is from the annotation of a GenBank genome assembly. NCBI's taxonomy places the organism in Eukaryota, Ciliophora, Spirotrichea, Euplotida, Euplotidae.
AUGAUGACCAAUCAUUGGAACGAUGCUUACCUGAUGACAGUAAUUCUAGGCUCUGUGAGUUUAGUCCUGACCUUAGCCACCCUGAUACUUUAUAGUUGAGGUCAGCGCAACUCUAGGACCGGUGGAGGUAAGAAUCCCUACGUGAUGCUUACACUUGGAUUAUUACUACUAAAAGUUAUAAUUUGUAUCCACCUCAUUGUUUCUAUUUCAAAUAUUGAAGAGAAUUCUCUUCUAUGCCAGUUGGAAGGGAUGUCAAUGAUUUUCGUAAAAUUCACUGCAUCUGCGUAUUACUUCAGCCUUGCCCAUCUAGUCUUGAAGGCAUCCGUCAUGUUCAAUCCUGGAGAAAUGAAGAGUAAGAAUUAUCAUAUUUAUUCCAUAAUUUUCGGGCUUUCUGUUGCGGUGAUUGCUCUUAUUCUCGACGAUAUUGGUAUUACGAUCUUUAACUCCUGUGGAACCGCCAGGGGAUCUCUACAUGAGAUUUCUUACGGGAUCAUGAUAUUUAUCAUAUGGCCUUACAUCUUGUUCUCAGCGAUUGUGUUGAUUCUCAAGUGGAGGAAGGAGAAGCUGAUGGACUCCCAGAAGAACCUGUACCUUAUACAUAUUCUUGGUGUUUGCACGUAUACUAUAUCUAUUCUUCCUAUUGUAAUUGUCCACUAUUUGUCCUUUGCCAUUCCUUAUUUAUCAGGCUUUACUAGCGGUGGAGUCUCAAAUGUGUUCAGACUAAUCUCACUAGCUUUGUUCUGCCUCUCUGGAGCAAUAUUUAGUAUUUUCAGGCUAAUGUUCUGUUUUUCUCUCAGAUCAAUCUUAAAGAACAUGAAGCAAAGAAAAUGGAAAUGAGAUGAUAAGUAUGACUAUUUCCUUAAAGACCAUAAUAAUCCUGAGGGUUUGCCUUCUGAAUCUCCAAAUACUCUAAACUCAGACUCAAAGACACUAACUGAGAGCCCAAAGAAGGUAACUAGCAUGAAAUCAGGUGUGAAUAAGCUAGAUAACUCGUUCAUUAACCUCACCAGCAGGGAAACUUUUAAUAAUCUAAUCGGGACUUACAGUGCGAUCACUCUAAUUUUAAAGAACAUUUAUGAAAAAUAUUAUGUAGAUUCUUCAUUUGCAGAAAUGGUGGACGGGCUCUCUAACCAAAGCUACAGCUACCCUUCCUGAGCGAUGGAUAAAGUCAGACAAUAUUUCAAAUUAUCUGAGCUGCCAGAUAACAUUAGGGGUGAUUUUAACAAUUUUCUUGAAACAGAGAAUCCAUUAGCGGAUCUUGAGUGAGAAAUCACAGAAUAUGCUUCUGCUUUAUUCCAAAACAUUCGAACUAUCAAUUCUUUGUCACGGGAAUCUCUGUAUGGAUCCCUAAAUCCUAGAGCCAACAAGAAGAUCUUGCUUAAAAGUUUUGAAAAGACUAGUGCAAAAGGAGGCAAGCCCUUAAUCAAAACUCAUGAUAAGAGAUUCUUAAUCAAGGAGAUCUCUGAAGAAGAGCGUGAUUUCUUCCUCUCCUUAGUGAAAGAGUACCAUAGCCAUCUAAACAAUAACCCUAGGAGCUUGCUUGCCAAGAUUUAUGGGUGCUUCUCUAUCAGAGUGAACAAUAAAAACAAGGUCUAUCAUAUUUUAAUGGAGAAUUUGGAUCCUCUGGAUGACGAACAUAUACUAUUCAAAUAUGACAUGAAAUUUUCAACAGUGAAUAGGAAAGAAAUUAACUCAAAUAACACCAUUCGAGCAAUCAAGAACACCUUCCUGAAGCAGCUUCCUUGGGCAAAGGAACUUUUUGAUUUCCCAGAAGAAGGAUUAGAGGAAGGAAAAUCCAACACACGAACCUCUGGAGGUUAUAAAACAGCCCUGAAGAAGAACGAGCUCAAGCCCAUAGAUGAGAGGAGUUCUGAAGAUGAAGCCCCAGAACCCAAAGAGGAGAGCAAGCAAGAUCCUGAUGCUGAAGAAAGCGAAACAUUUUUCGAUAUGAAGAAGGUCCUUCAAGACAAUUCUGGAACCAAGAAAACAUUCAGAAAGGAAGGACGUACUUGCUCUGAAGUUGCUGAUCCUAUUAAUACUCGUUUUUCUUCUCAGACAAGGAAGAAUAAAAUGAAGAAAGGUAUGUCAAGAGUUUACUCAAGAGUGUCUUACUCAAGUCUUCAUUACGAAGAGGAAGAGACAGUUGAUCCUUCCACUCUCAAAAAGCUUGGACUUCUCAAGGAUGAGGACUUUACAAGACUUCACAAAGCUCUCUUUGUCAACAUGGAUUGCAAAAUGGAAGUAGAAAUGCUGAAUAGUUCUCUCGGAAAAGAUGUGAAAUUCCUAACAGAUCUAAAUAUUAUGGAUUAUUCCUUAUUUGUAGUAAUCCUACAGGCUCCUAACGUAGAUCCAAUUCUUAGAGGAAGCAAUAACACAACAAAUGAUUCUGACUCUGAAGAGGAAGUUCGGUCACUUAAAAAUAAUUCAGAGCUGACAAAGGCUAUUUCCUCUUUGGCAGCUUCAAACAAAUAUGUCCUUUAUUCUAGAAAGAGAAACUUCAUUUACUUGGUUGGACUGAUAGAUUACCUGCAGAAGUAUAUCAGAAAGAAGAAAUUAGAGAGGCUAGGAAAACAAAUUGUAGCCUUCAACAACCUUAAUGAAGGAGAUAAUGAUUUCUCUUGUCAACCACCUGAGCAAUACUCCGUCCGAUUCAUGGAGAAGGGUACCCAAGUGUUUAUUGUCUCUGACGAUCAUGAAUCCUCCGAAGAGGAGGACCAAGGAGACAUUAUCCAGAACUGAAGGAGACGUCUUGUUUAAAAUUUUGAUGGUGAUA